Strongylocentrotus purpuratus (purple sea urchin) is the source of this 1382-nucleotide messenger RNA. RefSeq names its product MORN repeat-containing protein 3 (gene morn3). Lineage: Eukaryota; Metazoa; Echinodermata; Echinoidea; Camarodonta; Strongylocentrotidae. The coding region runs from base 375 to 1088 and encodes 237 amino acids. The transcript is spliced from 5 exons. The record is from RefSeq and is a predicted model, not a curated record.
AACAAUGCACGGCACUGUAGUUACAAUCCUCCGACGAGAAGACAAUCCGACAAUAUAUAAGAUCAAUUGAAUAGCUCUUUACUUCAUUUAUUUUAGCUGGCAAUCCAUACAAUUAGAACCUGAUAUUAUUCAUCAUUUGUGUGGGAUUCGUAUCAAAUUAGAUGGUAUUCUGUUGUCGGAAUUUGACGGAUUUACGUGGAGCCAAAACUAAACUCCAGCUCCGCCGCCCACCAUCGGAUUGCUGAGCCUAUCGCCAGCCAGGUUCACUGGCGUGGAUAUACCGCAGUAGGCCCUCUAGCUAGGUAAAACUUGUUCACCCACAAGCUAGCAGUGACAACGUCAUCAAUAGAAAGGAUAAUCUUAGCUCAGGAAAGAUGCCGUAUCAAAAAGUUCCAAGGAAGACACAACCUCUGUGGCAUGACUCGGAUUACAAGGCACAGAAAAAGGGUGUCAGGAGUACGGUUUAUUCUGUUAAUGGUGACGAGUACACUGGAGAAUGGCUGGACAACAAAAAACAUGGCAAAGGAACUUACAAGUGGAAGAAGUUAGGUAAUCUGUACGAUGGGGAUUGGAAGGUUGGAAAGAGGAACGGGUUUGGAACAUUAAGCACCCCUGUGGAGGGAGGAGGAUACAAAAGGAUCUACUCUGGUGGCUGGAAAAAUGACAAGAGACAUGGUUAUGGAACACAUUUCUACACAGCAGAAGAAUACUAUGAAGGAGAAUGGUAUGCAGAUAAGCGCAGUGGAUGGGGUAGGAUGUACUUUGCAGACGGAAGCACGUAUGAGGGAGAGUGGUACAAUGAUGAGAGGAAUGGACAGGGCAUGCUCAGAUUAGCAUCAGAGAAUCGUUACGAGGGCAUGUGGAAGGAUCAUAAGAAGAAUGGUCCAGGGAAGUUCUUUUACUUGGACAAGGGUCAAGUCUACGAGGGCGUCUGGGUCAAUGACAUCGCCAAGUGCGGUACCAUGGUAGACUUCGGCAGAGAGGGCGCCCCAGACCCAACUCAAUAUCCGAUCGCUGAGAUCAAACUUGCAGAUCCUAUUGGUGUCCUCCAAGAAGCAGAAGAUAUGUUUCUACCAGACAGCGAUUGAGGUUAUACAUACAAUAUUGAUACAAACUUCGCCAUGGAUAUAUAUAGGCAACAUUUGAACUGAAUUAAUACUGUGAAAGGAAUGUGAAAUUCACCAUUUUUAUACAGUAGUCUAGCAUUGGAACUUAUUUCAGUGCAGUGUUCAUCAUAUCAAUUUUAAUUAUUACCACCGAGAGCAGAACGCUUUAUGAUGUCAAUUAAUCUCAUAUUUAAGCAUUAUAAAAAAGAUAAUAUUGUGAAGCAAAUAAAACUAUCAAAUUAACUUGGCACAAUUUUCCAGAUAUUUGUGAUUGUU